Molecule: messenger RNA, 1740 nt
Organism: Encephalitozoon cuniculi GB-M1
Lineage: Eukaryota; Fungi; Microsporidia; Unikaryonidae
Exons: 1
Coding region: 1-1740 (579 amino acids)
Source: RefSeq, marked provisional
AUGAGAUGGAUUUCUGCAACACUGAUGCUAAUUCCUAUAGUUAAUGUGAUGCAUUGUUCCUUAGAACUAGAAGAAUGCGUCAUUUUCAAGCCGAGAGAAGGAGACGAAGCAAUAGUGCUCCCGUUUAUCUUCAGAGGGAAUAAUAUUAUCGUAUUGCCAACAACGAAGUAUAGUGACUUGAUGAAAAAUACCGAAAAUGUGAAAGGUUUUACACUUUUUUUAAAUCAUAUUUCACAUGUAAUAUGGAGUUUCACGGUGGGUGAUAUAGUAUACACGGACGAUAAUCGAUUUGAAAGGCUAUUUGAUGAAAAAAUGGGGAGCUACUUUGAGGAUCUACAUAAAGACAUAUUAAGUCUAUAUGUGCAAGGGAACGGAACCUUUAGUGGGUUGUUGAAAAUAGUGUACGAGAGAAUAUUUCAGUGCAAGAGGAGGAGAAAUAGACAUAUGUCAAGGUAUGGAAGCGAUAUUAUAAAAAUGACUGAAGACAUGACGAAGCUUGUACCUAGUGAAGUGGAUGAAAGAAAAAGAAGGAAGCUGGCAGCCUUUUUGGUCGCGAAUAAAAAAUAUGGAGAAUCUCUUUCUAACAUAGCAAGAUGGAGACGGAUAGUUGAGGUAGAGAAGAUAGUAUGCGAUGCAUGCGAAAAGAUCUGCUCCGACUUAAAGGAGGAGGAGCUAAUGAGAUUGCUUGCUGAAGGAAGUAUGAGAAAAGCUUUGAGGAAGGGGCUUGGCAGAGAUAAAAUCAAUUAUAGAUUAUACUUAGAAUGUAUCUUUACUGAUAUUAGAUUGUUGUCCGAUGCACAUAAAAAAUACGGAGGGGAUGUCAUAAAAGAGCUGGUCAAGCAGAUAUUGCUGGGGAAGAAGGGAGAGGAGAUAGACAGAGAGUAUAUCGACAAGGUUGCAAGAGUAGUCCAGGAAAGACAGAAAAGGGAGAUAGAAAAGAGUAUGAAAGAACUGCUGAGGGACGAGGAGAAGGCAAAGAGCAAGAAGAGGGGGAAGAGGAAGAGUGUGGGAGUCUCCGGGGCCAAGGAAGAAGAGAAGAAGGAGAGCGAGACAGAGGAGGUGGAGGCAGGUGAGGAAGCGGAGAUGCCGUCCGUGGAGGUUGGAGGAGCACGCAGGAAGACAGGUAAGAAAAGUGAGGGUGACCAGAAGCGCCUCAAGAUCCACAGUAGAGUUCUCCGGUGGAGAAAGAGCCCAGAGAAGAUCAAGAAGGAGUGGGACAGGGGAAGCGAGGAGAGGUGGAGGGGAAGGUCUCUUGAAGAGAUCAAGGAGCAGAAGGUGUUCCAUGACAUAGUGGGUGUGCUGGAACUUCUCAAGAGCCCAGAUGCAGACAGGUUCUUCAUGGAUACAGGAAAGUACACCAAGGGCGGGAGUGAGAGGCAGAGGAUGGUGGCGAUUGGGGUUCUUGAGAGGGGAGAGAAGAAGAUGACAGGAGUGGUGGAGGUUGGGAUGUUCAAGGACUCUCCUAGUGGAUGCCCAGUUGUGUACCACCUGAUGUUCCGGGUUACAGGGAUAGAGGAGAUGGGGAAUGUUGUAAACCCAGAGUUUCCCGAGGUGAGCGACGUUGAGAAGAUAGAUGAAGAUAAGGAAUACCAGGAUGCGGGCAAGUUUGUGUACCCAAAAGGAGUAAAGUUUGAAACAGUGAAGGAGACUGAUGCAUUCCAGAUAGUGUGGAAGAAUCCCUCUGACACCUCUGAGGUUCUCCAGAGUCUUACUGUACAAUGCAGACCCCCGGUGAUCUGA